Messenger RNA from Hypomesus transpacificus, 2168 nucleotides. Its product is annotated as class I histocompatibility antigen, F10 alpha chain. Gene Ontology annotation, biological process: immune response. The record is from RefSeq and is a predicted model, not a curated record. The transcript has 2 exons. Gene Ontology annotation, cellular component: external side of plasma membrane. Lineage: Eukaryota; Metazoa; Chordata; Actinopteri; Osmeriformes; Osmeridae. The coding region runs from base 302 to 1438 and encodes 378 amino acids.
CAAAUAACCAUUGAAAGUAAAGGUGUAAUCCUUAACAUCUUUAAAAUAACCGUAACUCAUUAAUCAACUCAAUUUACACACUGUAGAUUUUGGCGGCAGCCUCCCACAAACAGUUAAAGCAUACUUAUUAUUUGCAUUGUAUUACCAUACAGGAUGCUGUUUGUUCAUUGGUUUUAGUUCCCAUCAGAGACAAGCUUCCUGAUGUUAUUUGAUUGGUUGAAUAACUUUCACAUGAACAAGGAACAAUAAGGGUGAAAGUGAAAGGAGGCACAAUUACUACGACUAGGAAAAUAGUCUAAAAAUGCGUUUUGAUCUUUGGUUUUGUCUUUCUUUCUACACCAUUGCAAAUGCAGAUCUUGUUUUCAUUAAGGAGGAGCUUAGUUCCAUGCCUCUUUCAGGUUCUGGAAGACAUUCUCUGUGGAUGUUGGCGACAUACAUCACAGGAGAGACACCCUUUCCAGAAUUCACUGCUGUACUGAUGCUGGAUGAUGUUCAAGUUGGUUACUUUGACUCUAACAUCAACAAAUUAGUUCAAUCCAGGCAUUCAGCAAACACACAUCCCAAUGACAUCGCUCAGGACGGAGUUUUUGUUUUAAAUAACAUGUACAUUAGCAUGAAAAGAAGAUUGAGUAUUGUAAAACAGCGCUUUAAUCUGACUACAGGUGUCCAUGUCCAGCAGAGAAAAGCAGGUUGUGAAAUUUUGGACGAUGGAGAAUCAGCCCAGAUGAUGUUCAGGGAUGCUUGUGAUGGAGUUGAAGCUGAUGGAUUGGUUUACAACAUGACAGAGUAUUCAUACUCAACUGGAAAUCCUUGGCAGUUGCAAUGGGAUCAAAUGAAGCUUAUUUAUGUCAAAAUGCGCUAUUCAACCUUUUAUCUCCCUGUUUGCAUUCAAAAAUUAAAGUAUUUCUUAGAAAGAAAAAAGAAAUUGGUGCUUCGUAGGGUGCGUCCCAGAGUCAGGUUCAUAGAGAAGGCAGUCCCUGGAGGGGCUCAGGUGAGCUGCCUGGCCACUGACUUCUACCCCCGACACAUCAACCUGACCCUGCUGAGGGACGGCCAGGCUGUAGCAGAGCAGGAGCUCACAGGGGGGGCAGUGCUGCCCAACAUGAAUGGACUGUACCAAGUCAGGAAGACCCUGGACAUCACCUCCAAGGAGCUGAGAGAGAGACACAACUACACCUGCACCGCUUCUCACCUCAGUAUGGACAACAGGCUGGACAUCAGCUGGCAACCUAAGAACUCACACAAACAUUCCAUAUCCAUGAUCUUGUGUGUCUUGGUAAUCAUACCAAUUUUGAGUUUUGGGGGGAUUGUUUCCGGCCUCUUCCUAUUUAUUAGGAGGGUAAGGAGACGUACUGACUCCAGGACAACUCUGCAGCAGCCGGCUAAUGUUGAUCAAGAGAAUGUGCAACUGAAUCCAUUACCUCACUCUGACAGCUGAUAUUAGCUUUCUUCCUCUUGUUGGGAUUACUGAUGGCAAAACAAUUAGCCUGUAACCACCCCAGAUAACAUUGUAUUUUAGUGUAUAUUCAAUACAUUCAAGAGGAUGUUGUUGCAUUUGUUAUCGCUUAUUUGAGUCCAUUCUUCUAUAAUUUUCUAAUUCUCUUUUCUUUUUUCUUUUUUUUCUGUUAAUGAGUUUGUGUCAUCUCAGAUGACAACUGAUAGUUUGCUAUUGCCAGUAAUCUGUAUGGAAUAGAUGGAGGUUUUUAGACACAACAUUUCACAUUUGGAAGAUCUACACAGGUCUACACCAGGGCAGAAAUGGUAUACCAGGCUGAUUUUAUCAUCAGUAUUUUCUGUUUGGUUGAAGUUUUACGCUGACACAGGAUAAUGAGAAUAAUGUUUCUUUCAUUUUACACUUUUGUAAUGCUAGUACAAGAUGAAUUGAGGAUUUAAUGUAUUUUUUUACAUAACAAAUGUAAUGUUAUGAAUCUCUUCCAAUGAGUCAUUGCUCAGGAAGUGACUUCUUACCCUGUACAAAAACACAAACAAGGGAUUCAGGGACCAGCUCUCAGACAGUGUCCUCAUAAAAUAUUGAUGAUCAAAAAACUGAAUCCAUCCUUUUGUUCUGACACCUGGUUUAUGUGUUUUCUCGAUGAUACCUUCUAAUAGAUAUUGACAAAACCAUUUUUUGCACCACAUCAACAAUAAAAAUGUGACUUAUUCUAAAA